This is a messenger RNA of Penicillium waksmanii, 2829 nucleotides long. Its product is annotated as VAC14 family protein. The record is from RefSeq and is a predicted model, not a curated record. The transcript is spliced from 9 exons. Gene Ontology annotation, cellular component: PAS complex; endosome membrane; fungal-type vacuole membrane. Lineage: Eukaryota; Fungi; Ascomycota; Eurotiomycetes; Eurotiales; Aspergillaceae. The coding region runs from base 1 to 2829 and encodes 942 amino acids. Gene Ontology annotation, biological process: positive regulation of kinase activity; phosphatidylinositol biosynthetic process.
AUGGAUCAAUCAAUCCAGCGGCUGCUUAACGAUAAGCUAUACGAUAAACGAAAACAAGGAGCUCUUGAGUUAGAGAAAAUCGUCCGCGAUGCUGUCUUCCGAGGAGAGCACGAGAAAAUUGCCAGAAUCGUCGAGCAGCUCUGUCACGACUACGCUUACGCCGUACACCAACCUCAUGCCCGAAAUGGCGGUCUGAUCGGAUUGGCAGCUGCCUCCAUCGCCUUGGGAUCGGAAGGAGUGGCACCCUAUUUGAGAGAAAUCGUACCACCUGUCCUCGCUUGCUUCUCCGACCAAGAUGCGCGGGUUAGAUAUUACGCUUGCGAGAGCAUGUACAACAUCGCCAAGGUGGCCAAGGGAGAGAUACUUCUCUUCUUCAACGAUAUAUUCGACGCUCUGGCGAAGCUUGCUUCCGAUUCGGAGCUCUCAGUCAAGAACGGGGCAGAGUUACUCGACCGGCUAGUGAAGGAUAUCGUGGCUGAAUCAGCAGCUUCAUAUGUCUCGGUACUGCAGGUAUCUGAGAAGGAAGACCCGACCGAUCUCGAUGAUACCGAGCUCCCUACAGCAUUCUCUCUCGCAAGGUUCAUUCCUCUGCUCAAAGAGCGAAUCCACGUGAUCGGGCCAUACACUCGCAACUUCUUGGUUUCUUGGCUCACUUUGUUGGAUACGAUUCCUGAUCUGGAGUUGGUUACAUAUCUACCUGAAUUCCUGGAAGGAUUGGUUAAAUUCCUCGGGGGCCCAAACAAAGACGUCAAUGUUGCUACGCAAGGGCUCCUUGACCGAUUCCUAUCGGAGAUCAAAAGAAUCACAAGGCUGAAGAAAGGUAUCGAGGAGAGCCGCAAAGAUCAGGAGAGCCGCAGACGCUCCGUGACGAGUGACUCAAUGAGCUCUAGCGCCAAGACUGAGACCGAUGCUGCCGAUAAAAACGACAUUGCGGUGGAUGACUCCGAGUCCGGAUCUCUCUUUGAUGACGAAUUAAUACAAGUCGAUGGGGACUGGAUUCCAGGGCAGGACGUACAGAUUGACUACCCUAAGAUUCUGGAUAUCCUUGUCAGCUUUGUCGACACAUCAUACGACGAAGAAAUGCAACUUACUGCACUCAGAUGGAUCGACGCCUUCUUCGAAAUUAGCCCCGAGGACAUACUACCUUUUGUGCCACGGCUUUUAACCCAGGUGCUCCCGGCUAUGUCAAGCGGCUCGGAUCAAGUGCGGCAGGCAGCCAACCGUGUCAACAAAUCCCUUCUUGAAUACAUCUAUUCACUCUCCGAUGAUGCAGCGGAUGAUGCACCUCAGCCUCCAUCCAAGGUACCUUCCACCGCGCCUAGCAAGGAAAGCGUGGAACGAAAGCCUUCGGAAAUCUCAAGCAUCGAUGCCAGAAGAUCGACGACAGAGACUUCUAGAACUGCCACCCCUCGUAGUAGUAUUGUUUCUACCCCGGUGCCACCCGUUGAUCUCGACUAUGCUGCAGCUGUCAACUCACUUACCUUACAAUUUCUGAACGAGAAUGAAGCCACCCGAGUAGCUGCGCUCUCAUGGCUCAUUAUGUUACAUCGCAAGGCCCCGCGAAAGGUGGUUGCGUUUAAUGAUGGAACAUUCCCAGCCCUCUUGAAGACCCUUUCCGACCCUGCAGAAGCAGUUGUAACCAAAGACCUGCAGCUUCUAUCUCAAAUUUCGAGGAAUAGCGAGGACAACUACUUUGCAUCUUUCAUGGUCAACCUAUUGCAGCUCUUCUCCACCGACCGACAUCUGUUGGAGGUCCGUGGGAAUCUGAUUAUUCGACAACUGUGUCUUAAUCUAAGCCCCGAACGGAUUUAUCGGACGCUAGCCGAUUGUCUUGAGAAAGAAGAGGAUAUUGAGUUUGCUAGUAUCAUGGUGCAAAAUCUGAAUAACAAUCUCAUCACUGCUCCAGAGCUAUCAGACAUGCGAAAAAGAUUACGAAAUCUCGACUCAAAGGAGGGACAAAUGUUCUUUGUUGCUCUCUUCAGAUCCUGGUGCCAUAAUGCUGUCUCGACAUUUUCACUCUGCCUUCUCGCGCAAGCCUAUGAGCAGGCUUAUAAUCUCCUCCAGAUCUUCGCUGAGUUAGAAAUGACUGUCAAUAUGUUGAUUCAGAUCGACAAACUGGUGCAACUCCUCGAGUCACCAGUCUUCACAUGUACGCACCUUUCAUCCGAAACUAUGGCCAAUACUAACGAAAAAAUUCCACCAGAUCUUCGCCUCCAGCUUCUUGAGCCAGAAAAAUACCCAUAUCUGUACAAAUGUCUUUACGGCGUGCUCAUGCUCCUCCCCCAAAGCUCAGCAUUUGCCGCAUUGAAGAACCGCCUGAAUAGCGUUAGCAAUAUAGGAUUCCUCCACGCUGCACCCCGCAGCACCGCGCAAGCAGGGCCAUCAUCAUCAACGUACGACCGUCCCGGUGGCAGCCGCCUCAAAACCCGCGACGAGAACGGUAUCCGCUGGGUCGAGCUCCUCGACAAAUUCAAAUUUGUCCAAGAACGAACGCGCCGAGCCCAGGCCUCGCAACACCAGUCACUCGAUGCAACGGAUUCUCUACAUAACCCGUCCCUUACUGCCGCCCUCUCGGCCGCGACUGCAGAUCGUAGCAGAGAUCGGACCGGUCUUCCAGACAUCCCGCGAGGCAUGGUCGGAGGUUCUGGGGCCAUGAGUCCCGGCGUGGGAGUCGCAGGCCUAGGUGUGGCGGGUGGUAGUGGUGGAGGCCGUGCGCUUGAACCGAAAGUCAGCAAUUCGUCGUCUUUGCUCGGAUCAGGACAUAAGCAUAAGUCAAGUCUUCCGAACCUGGGCCGUUUAGGGAUCGGAAGUCGCAAGUCAAAGAAAUGA